UUGACUUUGUUUUCUACGUUCAGUGUGGCACUGGUGCGUGAUCAACAGGCAGAUUCUCGCGAUCAUUCGCUUACGGUGCACAAUCGGCGCGCGUUUUUCACGUAGUUUAAACUUAUCUAUAGUGUCCGUGUCAAUAAAUAAUAACCGUCGUCGUUCCUUUUCACGAGCAGGUUUAUAUAUAAACGGCAAAUAUGAUUUUGUCGAAAAUAAUAGCGUGCAUCUUCAUACCAUUGCUGUCUUCCACGGCCGUUCAGUCAAACCGAGAUUUUGCUCAUCGUUUGACUACUAUUGAAGAUCUAGCGACUCGCGACAAUAACGUCAUAAAUGUGCCGGUAGCUUUGCCUACCGGUUACGUUGUAAAUCGACCGUCUCAAAAUAUGGUUUCUGCAGGAGAUCGAGUGGACGUUAACAAAGAACCAAGCAAAGAAGUUUCAGAAACUGAUAUGUAUUUACUAGGAGCUAUAGAAAAAUUAGUGCACAGAAUGGAUUUAAUGGAAAAGCGGUUGAAACGAUCAGAAGAACUCAUUCAACAUAUUGUUGAAGGAAAUGCAGCCAACAGAGAAGAUCCUUGCCCUGGAAAUUUCACGCGUAUCGCACAUACUUGUUAUCACUUUAGUGAGAGACAGUAUAACUGGAAAUCAGCCAUGUCGAUGUGCAAGAGUUUGGGAGGAAAUUUGUUAGAGUUCGAAAACAAAGACGAACAGAUUGAUGUGCUGACGUAUCUUAUCGGUGACAAGUAUCUAAGAGGUUACGACUAUUGGACGGGCGGCCUAAACCCAGGACUGCUUUGGAUAUGGGCCAACAGCGCGCGGCCCGUGGUUCCCAAGGAUUCGACUAGGCCCGAGGAUCAGAUCAGCGGAUCCGGUCGAUGUUUGCGUCUCACCCCCAACGCGGCGACCAAAGUGUAUACGUACUCUGGCGCCGAAUGCAGUAAUCGGCACCGGUACGUGUGCAAGCACGAGGAGAACGCUACGGAAAAGGCGCUGACCAGGAUACACAAAGCGCUCAAGGACGGUAGCCAACAACCGAAACCGUCAUCGGUCUUCGGAUCAUCGCCAUUGAUUGCGGCCACCGUAUGACCGUAUACACUACUUAUUAUAUAAUAUGAUAUAAGCUAAAUAGUAAUAAUAUAUUGUAAAUUAUGUGAUAACUGAUAAGUGAUCCACGCUUCAUCUAUAAUAUUUCGUGUAUAAAUAAUCAAUUGUGAUUGUUUUAAGUCCUACGACAAAAUUCAAACGCACGCGAAAAUCACGAACGGCUAUGAAACUUAAUUGUACAAAACGCGAGAUUAAUUUUACGUAUUAGGUACUGUAAGUUAUUGUUAUUUUUUUUAUUUAUAAACAAUUAUUGUUUUCCGAAGACAAUUUUUCAGCGUACGUAUUCUUUAUACAUUGUACGCAUUUUUUCAUAUUUAUGUUUAUUACACGUUCGAUGAAGUAUUCUAAUAAAAUAUCUACGAUUUUUUUUUUAAC
Molecule: messenger RNA, 1472 nt
Organism: Aphis gossypii (cotton aphid)
Lineage: Eukaryota; Metazoa; Arthropoda; Insecta; Hemiptera; Aphididae
Exons: 5
Coding region: 192-1079 (295 amino acids)
Source: RefSeq, a predicted model, not a curated record